AUGAUCAACGACUUGGCGUUUAACCAGGACUACACGUGCCUCCUGAUGUCCACACUGGAGUGCCACAAGAUUUACAAUUGCGAUCCAUUUGGUGAAUUCUACACUUCCGAUAAGAACAAUGCCCCGACAGCAUUUCUCCGGAUGCUUUUCUCCACGUCCCUUACGAUUAUAGUGCCUGAAUCCGGGCUGAAUUUGGGCAAUAGGGUGCUCCAAGUUCAUAACCUCAAGCAAAACUUGAAGAUCUGUGAGCUCACGUUCCCGUCAAACAUAGUGGACCUCAUGCUCAACAGAAAGAGAUUAGUGGUAUUCCUCGAGGUUGGCCAAAUCUACAUUUACGAUUUGAGCAGUGUGAGGCUCAUGAAAGUCUUGGAGAUAAACUCGUACCUGAAGGGCGAGAACGAUGGGGUUGUGGCAGCCUUGAGUGCCGAUGAUAGGCUGUAUUUGGCUAUGCCGCUCAGUGCCGUGAAUGACCAAACAGAUCUUUUCAAUGAGAGUUCAAGUCAGCCUAGCACUCCUGUUUUAAGGCCGAGCGACCUGGCCCCGGUAGUUCUGUUGGACGCUCUUGUGGAGCUUACUCAGAAGAACGAGAACUCCCUGCUUGCCAAAAAGGAGACAAUUACAUUGGAGGAUUUGCAAAAGGAUUCCAACGGCUGGGUGGUAAUUUACGAUACGAUCAAUUUGAAGCCACGGCUUUUGUACAAGGCCCAUGACUCGAGCAUUGCCAAAAUCACAUUAUCGAGAGAUAGCCAAGCAGUUGCAACGGCCUCUACUAAAGGCACGAUCAUCAGGGUUUGUCAUCUCAACUUCGAUCUUCUUGACGACCUUGGCAAGCUUCAUAUCACACACAUUACCAAUCUCCGGCGUGGCCACCACCUAACCAGAGUGACCAAUCUCACAUUCAGCGUGGACUCGAGUGUAUUGGGCUGUGGAUCAGACAGCAAUACCAUCCACUUCUUCAAAAUCGGCCCUGAAACGCCUCAGCCGGAACUGAGUGACGAGGACCAAAGCAACCGUUCGUCCCUGGAGGAUCUCAACGAGAACUUGGCCAAUCUACUAAUACUGAAGCAGCCAGAGGAGCCUGAGCAGGAGGAAGGUGACAAGCUGUACUUCUCACGCCUUCGGAGACCCAGCAAACUUCUCAACAAUCCCUACACUAAGCUGCUUAUCAAGAAGCUUCCUUACAAGGACUACUUUGACAACUUGAUCUGGGAGCCGCCCAGACGCCUGUUUGCAUAUGUGAAGCUUGGGGAAAAUGCGCCCGUGUCUCACAAGAAUGUAGAGAUUGGCUUGGGUGCUCUGGGUGUGUUGAUGUUGGCUUCCUACCACACGGGAACAUUCUACCAGUAUAAGCUUCCGAAGCCUCAUGACGAGGAUCGAGAGGAGUGUGUUCUACUUUCAUCACACUCGUUGCAAUGA
This is a messenger RNA of Candidozyma duobushaemuli, 1416 nucleotides long. RefSeq lists its product as uncharacterized. Gene Ontology annotation, cellular component: fungal-type vacuole membrane; cytosol; phagophore assembly site membrane. The coding region runs from base 1 to 1416 and encodes 471 amino acids. The transcript has a single exon. Gene Ontology annotation, biological process: autophagy of mitochondrion; protein localization to phagophore assembly site; protein lipidation. NCBI's taxonomy places the organism in Eukaryota, Fungi, Ascomycota, Pichiomycetes, Serinales, Metschnikowiaceae. The record is from RefSeq and is a predicted model, not a curated record. Gene Ontology annotation, molecular function: protein binding; phosphatidylinositol-3,5-bisphosphate binding; phosphatidylinositol-3-phosphate binding.